Solanum verrucosum is the source of this 1639-nucleotide messenger RNA. RefSeq lists its product as uncharacterized. Gene Ontology annotation, biological process: translational initiation. Gene Ontology annotation, cellular component: eukaryotic translation initiation factor 2B complex. The record is from RefSeq and is a predicted model, not a curated record. Lineage: Eukaryota; Viridiplantae; Streptophyta; Magnoliopsida; Solanales; Solanaceae. Gene Ontology annotation, molecular function: translation initiation factor activity; guanyl-nucleotide exchange factor activity.
CCCUUACAUUUCAGGGACUGGGGAGUUCCCAUUUUCAUUGCAACAAAAUCUCUGUUAUCAAAAGGUUAUUGUCAUUUUGUGCAAAAAGGGGGUGUUUUUCUAAUCUAUAAGAGUUGUUCUGGUGAUUUAUUGAGUUGAAAAAUGCCGGAUAUUGAGAGACUUGUGAAUGAUUUUGUUGCAAAGCUCAGCAAACGUAAGGUUGAAGGGUCACAAGCAACUUCGCGGCUAACAGCAGAGUUGCUUCGUUCUGUAGUUUCGUUGCAAAGAUUGCCACCUACAAACUCAGCUGCAGUGCUCAUUGAGGCUGUGAGGGGUAUAGGUGUUAAACUGGCUGCUGCCAACCCCGUUGAGCUUGCUGUUGGAAAUAUUGUUAGGCGUGUUCUUCAUAUUAUCCGGGAGGAGGAUCUCUCUCUUUUGACCAGUAAAACGAGCGACUUAGAUUUAUCAGCUGCAAGUGAUGAUGAAGGAACCAUAGACCAGGAUUAUGACCCAACUCAGUCUGCUGCCGCAGCUGCAGCUGCAGCUAAAAGUUUUCUGCGGCCUCCUUCAUUGCAUGCACUUCUGGAGAAUAUGUCGGAUAAAGCUGUACCGAGUAACAAUUACACCUCCUCUUCAGGUGGAGAUUCUGAAGAGAAAAGCAAAGCUGAUAAACUUGCCAGGACUCGGAAGUUAAAGCAUGAUGUCAUUGAGGCAAUUAACAUUCUAAUUGAAGAUAUUGAUACUUGUCAUGAGCUGAUCGCGGAACAGGCAGUUGAGCAUAUUCACCAAAAUGAAGUAAUACUAACACUAGGUAGUUCGAGAACUGCCUUUGAAUUCCUCUGUGCUGCAAAAGAGAAAAAACGGUCUUUUCGGGUGGUUGUUGCAGAGGGCGCACCGAGGUACCAGGGGCAUGCUCUUGCAAAAGAGCUGGUAUCAAGAGGUCUACAAACUAUAGUUGUAACAGAUUCUGCUGUUUUUGCAAUGAUUUCUAGAGUAAAUAUGGUUAUAGUGGGAGUUCAUGCAGUGAUGGCCAAUGGUGGUGUCAUUGCACCUGUUGGAAUGAACAUGGUUGCACUUGCCGCUCAAAAGCAUGCUGUUCCAUUUGUCGUAGUUGCUGGCAUUCACAAGUUGUGCCCUUCAUAUCCACAUAAUCCAGAGGUUUGUCUGAAUGACAUGCGAUCCCCUGCUGAACUUCUCGAAUUCGGGAGAUUUUCGAACUGCAUGGAAUUUGGAAUGGAUAGCGGGGCUCCUCUUCAAGUUGUUAACCCUGGUUUUGAUUAUGUGGCACCUGAGCUUGUCAGCCUUCUCAUCACCGACAUUGGAGGGCAUAACCCGUCAUAUAUGUAUCGUCUCAUAUCAGACUACUACUCAGCUGAUGAUUUUGAUUUGCAAGGGAGGAUACAUAAAUGAAGGUAUCUUUUGGAGAGCUGUAGUUGACUGAUGAAGAGAAGUGGCAACCAAAAAAUCAAAUGGAAUGUGUUAUCUACUUUGGUGGAUAGCUUUAAAUGAGCUUUUUAGCAUAAACACUUUCUGAACAUACUGUACUUUGUUCAGACUAAGUUUUGACUUGUUUAAUGUAAUGUAAUGUGUCAAAGAUGGUAAUAUUAGUUUGUUUCGUUCUUGUUAUAGGUGAAUGUUUAGAUGAACUUUACCUCUUGAA